Molecule: messenger RNA, 459 nt
Organism: Symbiodinium sp. CCMP2592
Lineage: Eukaryota; Dinophyceae; Suessiales; Symbiodiniaceae
Source: the annotation of a GenBank genome assembly
AUGGCCAUCCAAGAGGCAGAGAAGGAGGAGGAGCACGAAGAAGAUCCCAUGUCAAAGGCUUUGGACAGAGCUGCAGACUCCGUGGCUGGGGAUGCUGAGAAGUCACUGGAGAAGAUGAAGGAUGAUGUGGCCAACUCGCUCGAGGCGUCCAAAGAUGAUGGCGCUGGCAAUGCUGCCGUGGAAGCUGCAAAGGAGGAGGAAGACACCGGAGAUCCGCCAGACGUGGACGACGAACUGCCUGGGCCUUUUUACACACGAGCCUGGUUUUUGGGCUUGGUGCUCGCUGCCUUCGUGGGGGUGACCUCCUACACUGUCUUACAGGUCAGGGCUGCCUCGGACUCGAAAGGCUCGGACGAGGACGAACUUGAGCGGACAUACGCGCACGACCCCAGGGCACCAGUUCCUGCGGAUGGCAAGGGCAAGAGCAAGGGGAAGGGUGCCCAGGCAGCUGCUGCGUAG